This is a messenger RNA of Perognathus longimembris pacificus (Pacific pocket mouse), 1140 nucleotides long. Its product is annotated as kinetochore-associated protein DSN1 homolog. Gene Ontology annotation, biological process: mitotic sister chromatid segregation; cell division. The transcript has a single exon. The coding region runs from base 52 to 1140 and encodes 362 amino acids. Gene Ontology annotation, cellular component: MIS12/MIND type complex. Lineage: Eukaryota; Metazoa; Chordata; Mammalia; Rodentia; Heteromyidae. The record is from RefSeq and is a predicted model, not a curated record.
AUCUGAGAGGAGCGGAAGUGGCACUGGAGGUCCUGAGAGUUCUCAUCCAGGAUGACUUCAGUGACCAAAUCAGAUAUCACAGAAGAAGAGGAAUCAGAGACGGCUAAGACUCAUGAUCAUCCAUUGCAAUCCAGUCUCAACCAUGUGGAAAUGUUUGCUAAAUCAUCUGCCUCCCUGGGGACGACUCAAUGCAUUUCAAAGGAAAGAAGUCACCUUGGCUCUAGCCCUGAAAAGGGGGCAAGUUAUGAUGUCAGCCACCAGGAAGGACUUCUGUUGAGGUCCUUUCAUUUGUCCCCUCAAGAACAGUCUGUUCAUCCUCGAGACAAAAGGCAAUCCUGGAGACGAGCAAGUAUGAAAGAAGUAAACCGGCGGAAGUCACUACCUCCCUUUCACCAGGGCAUUACAGAGCUCAGCAGGUCUAUCAGUGGUGACUUAGCAGAAAGCAAAAGGCUUAGUGCUCUCCUGUUUUCCAGUUUCCAGUUCUCUGUUCAGAAACUCGAACCUUUCCUAAGGGACACUAAGGGCUUCAGUAUGGAAAGUUUUAGAGCAAAAGCAUCUUCUCUUUCUGAAGAAUUGAAGCAUUUUGCAGACAAACUGGACAGUGAUGGAACUCUACAAAAAUGCUUUGAAAAGUCAAAAGAGAAAGCAGCAGAUUUUUCUCUGGAAACAUCAGUGGCUGAGAUGAAGGAGUAUAUAGCAAAGUUUUCUUUAGAAAGUCAUACCUGGGAUCAGCUCUUGCUGCAUUACCAGAAGGAGUCACUGCCAGAAACAAUAUCCAGCUCAGUUGAAACCAAAAUCAAUGAAGUAAACAUGGGCCCUAAAACCUAUCUUGAGUCUUCCCAAAGUGAAGUUCUUAACACAAAGCCUGACUAUCAGAAAAUAUUACAGAGCCAGAACCAAGUCUUUGAUUUUAUGGAGUUGGUGAUGGAUGAGCUCCAAGGAUCAGUGAAGCAGCUGCAGGCAUUCAUGGAUGAAAGUACCCAGUGCCUCCAGAAGGUGUCAGUACAGCUCGAGAAGAGAAGCAUGGAACAAUUAGAUCAUUCACCUGCUCGAAAACUGCUCAAACUUCACCUACGGAACCCUCCUACCACACAGUGCUCUCCAUCUUAUCAGUGGCAUUACCCAGCUCCUCUGCCAUGA